Molecule: messenger RNA, 648 nt
Organism: Thelazia callipaeda (thelaziosis nematode)
Lineage: Eukaryota; Metazoa; Nematoda; Chromadorea; Rhabditida; Thelaziidae
Source: the annotation of a GenBank genome assembly
AUGGACUGCUUUAUCAAACUUUUAUCUUUGCUACCUGUAUUUCAGAAUCCAUCCAUAAAUACAUCAAACGAAGCAGAAUUAAGCAAUAUUCAACUCGGGCAAUUUGCGAACAACUCCAGAAGUCUAAAUUUAAUCUUCCUUCUCGAUGGCCCACCGAGAGAUAAAAUUAUCAAAUAUUUAGAUGUGCAAAGUUUACUCAAUUUGCGAAUGACGUGUAAAGAUUAUAUGCGAAUAGGAACAAAUGAACUUAUACAACGCUGGAAAAUACUUCAGUAUCAUGAUGGCCAAAUAUAUCCACCAAUAAUGAAAAAAUACUGGAAAAUGCAUCGUAAACUAGAUCAAACUGGAUUUCAAAAUCAAGACUGGAUGCCAGCUACACUCAUUAUGUUUGGUGAUAAGGAUCAGUUGAAUAUAACAAAUAUGCUUACUCCAUGUCAAAAAUUAAUUGUCACAUCGUGUGAAGAUCACUUAAAUAUUUUAUAUCAAAAGCGUGGCAAAGAUAAUGCGCGACUUCAUUCUGAUACAAUUGAUGGUAGCAUAAGAAAUGGUAUUAUUAUUCCAUCAAUGCGUCCAUGUCGUCGUCCAUCUAUUGUUCAUAUCUUAAAGUACGUUAACAUAUGCUAUCACUUAUAUUUAAACGUACGUUAA